ACAAACCAGAACCUCUCAAACUCCUGCCAUACUAUGCACAGCCCUUUCACACACAUGAAUAUAUGCUCACUCUCAGGCACACGUGUGAACACUUAGUUACAUUAAAGUGAAAGUGGGUGUGAGCCGAACCUCAGAGCUGAGCAGAAGUUUGCUGAAGAACAAUCAGAGCAGCCGACGGUGGAUAACACUGAGCUAUAGUAACCCCCUGAGAACAGCAGGGAACAGCAUGUCAGUCUACCUGUUCCUUCUCAUCCUCAGCGAGGUCCUGCUCCCCAACCUCACCUGUGCAUCCAGAGUGCGCAGAGAGACCACUAAGGUUCGGAUCAGUGCAAUUGGAGACACCAUCACGUUGAAGUUCCUGCAACCAGACAUGGACACCAAGCUAGAGGGCUACAUCCUGGGUUAUGGCAGAGACCUGUUCUCUAAACAGUUCAUGCCACUCCCUGAGGAUGGGGAACCAUAUGAAACUGAAAUUGAUGCUGAGCCAAAAUAUCUAGUUGCAGUACAGCCAGUCAAAGGGGAUAAAGUAAAGAAAGAAUGUGCAGGGAACCAAAGUUUAAAAAAACCUUUGCAUCUGGUGAUUGGAUCUGUGACACCGACCUCAGUUAUGCUGUCCUGGGGCACACUGCUAAAUACCCUUUCCACUGAAACCAACCUGGAUGACUGUAUUGAUGAUGGUCACUACACUGUGCGAUACAGGGAGAAGGAGCCCAGAAAGAAGUGGAGUUAUCAGACAUGUCCCACCACUGUUACAGUUAUUGACCAACUCAAACCAGAAACACCUUAUGAGUUUGGGGUCCGAGCAGUAUCUGAGAAUGGAGUCUGGAGCCCUCCAAUAACCCACAACACAGCGGACAGAGACAUUAAUAAACCAGUGGUGCCUGAGAACAUUCUGAAGUCUAUGAAACCCAUCACUGAAAGCCCUCAAGCAUCCUCCCCAUCUGUGCCUGGUGUGUCCAGUGUGGCGCCGGUCAGUUCAGCUUCCUUCCUUCAAGCAAAAGAUAUGGCCAUUCAUAAACCAGUGAAGCCUAAGAAGUUUCCAAGACCUAUGAAGCUCAACACUGAAAGCCCUCAAGCUUCCUCCCCCUCACUGCCUGUUCUAUACACUGUGACUCAGAGCAGACCAGCUUACCUCCACGGACCCCCAGCUCCCCCUCCCAUUCCAAGAGUAACUCAAGACAUUCAUAAACCUCUAAAACCUGAGAUAUUUAUAAAGGCGGAGGCACCCAGCACAGAAAGCCCUCAAGAUUUCUCUCCCUCAGUGCCUCUUCUGCCCAUUGUGAUGCAAACCCAAAGCCCAGCCUCGACCCCCACACACCAAUCACCCACUUCUACACAGAGGGUGAAUGAAGACACUCAUAAACCACCGACUUCUGAGAACAUUCUGAUGCCUGAUAAGCCCAUCACCGAAAGCCCUCAAGCUUUCUCCCCCUCAGUUCCUAUUGUGCAUAAUGUGACUCACAGCAGACCAGCUUCUGUCCUCAGACACACAGCACCUCCUCCUAUACCAAGGGUAACUCUGGGACCAGGACGCGAUGACAUAGGAACCUCAAGUCCAUCUGAAGAUUCAUUGUUCUUGACCCAGACACUCACAUCAACUCACACACCAAUGAGUAAUUUAACAACCACCAAUAUUCAAACUCACCAUUCUACUACAUCAUCUCUUUCAGUGUCACCCCAACAACCAUUUCACACAACCGGAUCUCAAAUGCCUACAAAUAAAACUUUAUUUAACACACCCAACACAAAGACCAACACAACCAAAACUGCAGUAUCCAGCACAGUUAAAGCUCAACUUGACUUACCCCCAAAGAAAAGAACCCAACUCAAAAACCCAACCCAACCCCAACCCGAGUCUAGCACAAGAAAAUACCAAUAUAUCCAGCCAUCCACAUCCAGCCAUCCAAUACAGCCAUUCACAGUCCAACUUAGAACAACCCAGUUUCAACAACACACAGCCAAAUAUCCUCUUAAAACAGCCCAACCAAAGCCCAGGUCACCUAAACCCUAUAUAAUACAUCCUCAGGUUAUUUUAAAUCAGUCCCAACCCAGCACAACCAGAGGCCAACUCAAAAUGACGCUUGAAACAAUCACAAAAAAUCUGAUCCCCACUCAACCCAAACCCAAUCUAUUACAACCCAACCCCAACCCAAACCCCUUAUAACAGCCCCAACCUUCCACAACCCAAUCUCAACCCAAUACUUCUCAACCCCAACCCAUUACAAUACAAACUCAACCCCGCACGACUAAGGCAGAAAAUAGCAUGGAAAUACGCAAGCAAGGAACAACUAAAACUCAACCCACUACGAUGCAAUCUCAUUCUCAAACAAACCAACCCAAACCCAUUAAAACCCAAAAUAAGAAAAUCCAACAAACAACAGUAAAACCCAAACUUACCACAACCCAAUCCAAACCCCCAAAAAAGCAACAGAAGCCCAGAAAACAACCCCAACCAAUCAAAACUCAAUCCAAUACAGGUAAAUACCAACCUAACUACAGGUCCAGUCAACAGCCUGUCACAAAACAAAACCCAAAAUUUAUAACAAAACCCAAAUUGGCACAUGAACGCAAAACAUUAGAGGAGUUAAGCACUACUGAAUUCCAAAAACAACCUGACAUUUACCCAACAAGUUCUACAAUGAAACAUUUUAACACCAGCACAUGGCAAAAUUAUCAAACCAAGCUUACCCUCAUGACUAAGCCAAUGCAACCAGUACAAACACCUUCAGAAAAACCAAACACCCAUUACUUGCCUUGGCGUGAAGAGAAGCCGGUCACCAAGAUCUCCCCAGUCAGCAAAAAGGCUCCGAGCCAGUCACUGGAUGGACAUCUAACAAAGCCUGUUCUUGUCAGUGGGGCAACGGAUAGGAACCAGGGCCAAGACACAUCUUCAACAUCUGAUUUUUUGGCACACACUUCAGCACCUACAGUAACCAAGCGUUUCUCUACAGUUUCUCUUCCAAAUCCAAUAAGGAUGCCUCCUACCAACUCCUCUGCCAAGACACAGGCGUACUAUGGGAAGUACUGGGACAAAUCACACAAGGGGCCUAAAAAGCCUGAAUUAAAUGAAAUUGAGAAGCAGACAAACCAGGUGGACAAAGAUGAGAGUGACGAUAAAGUAAUUGAUCUAAAGGUGGUGGGUGCAGUACCUGAUAUGAAACCUUCACCUGCUCCUCCUAUCAUGGAUCAAAAGACACCCACAACCACACCAUUUUUUGCUAAUAAUGGUAGCCGGUAUAACAUUGGUGACAACUCCUCCAUAUUUAGUUCUGUUCCUGUCUCUGAAGUUGACCCAAUGGGAAAGAAACGCUUUAUAGCACCUCAUGUGGUCUAUCAGAUAGACAAGCCUCCAAAGAAGCCAUGUUCUGUCACUAAUGCUCUCAGCCACUUCCCUGAAGAAGAAAAUGAAGUAACAAGCAUCUCAGGCCCACCCAAGACCGCUCCCACCAACCUCACUGUGGUUACUGUGGAGGGAUGUCCCUCAUUCGUCAUUAUUGAUUGGGAUGGAACCGAUAAUGAGACAACAGCAUAUGAAGUCACUUCUUCAGUUAAAAGUCCGAAUGGACAAGUUGUAUCUGUUGUAACAACCAAUCAGACACACACAGCUGUGGAGAACCUGAAACCAGAGAGCAGUUAUGAGUUCACAGUAACACCUAAAAAUGAGCUUGGUUCAGGACCAUCCAGUGAGCCGGUGUCCUUCAACACUGAAUCGGCGGACCCUCGGGUGAGCAAAGUCCCAACUGGUAAAAAUGCCAUCUGGUCAUCGUUCUCAUUUAAAGCAGAUGGCUAUUCCGAGUGCACUGGAACCCAAUAUGUGAAACGUACAUGGUAUCGCAAGUUUGUUGGAAUUCAGCUGUGCAACUCACUCAGAUACAAGAUCUACCUGAGUGAUUCACUAAAAGGGAAGUUUUAUAAUAUUGGGGAUGAGACUGGAUAUGGAGAGGAUCAUUGUCAGUUUGUUGAUUCCUUCCUGGAUGGACGGACCGGCUUGCUGCCGCCACACCAGUUACCACUCAAACAAGGUUUUUUCCGGGCCAUGCGCCAGGAGCCUGUGAGGUUUGGAAAGAUUGGGGGUAGCACCCAAAUCAACUAUGUCGCCUGGUAUGAGUGUGGAGUCCCCAUUCCUGGGUCAUGGUAGGAAUGCUGAUGCUUUCUGAGGAUGUGCCCUGAUUAGAAUGUAUACUGUGUCAUAGAUGAUGAAGCUGACAAUGUAUAAAUAUGUACAGAAAGGGGAAAAAAAGGAAAGGAAACACGUUCUAUUGUGUAUUAUUCGCAGUAUCUAAUGGCACAUAUUAAAUGCUUAAUACUAUUUAUAUGCAGAACAAAUUUAUCAGACACGUAGAGAAAUAGCAGAGUUUAUGACAGUACGGGGUAGCAGGCUCCCUGAAUGUUUAAAACAUGUAAAUUAUUUAUCAAGAUGCCUGGGAUAACAUACGCAGUAGUUUCCUGGCAAAUUGGCAAAAGUAAUCACAUAUGCAAAAAAGGUGGGAAUUGGUCAUAAUAAGCAUCGAUGUAAUUAAUAUACAGUAAAACACCUGAGAUGGGAAAUUUCAUGCAUUGGGGCUAAUACACAUGCACGUUACCAGAAUCAACAUUGAAAAUGGUUUUGCGUUGUCCUCUUUUGCAAGUUUUGCAAAAUAGGUGCAGCACAUUUGGCAAAUAUACACCGGUCAGCAAUAACAUUAAAACCACUGACUGGUGCAAAGGAUCUCAUCUUAGUCAACUUUUUUAAUCAUCUGGCAACUUUCAACUUGUGAAAUAUAUUAGACAGCGUGUGACCAGUCGGGACUCAAAGCUGAUUUGUUGGAAGCAUGAAAAUUGGAAUGGCUAGACGACUGGGUCGGCGCAUCUCCAAAAUGACAAGUCUGGUGGGGUGUUGCCAGUAUGUAGUGGUUUCGGUCUAUGAUAAGUGAUCCAAAACCAAGGAACAACCAGCGAGUGUCUUAAGCUUAUUGAUGUGUGGGGACUGGAGGCUAAAGCACCUGGUCCAAUCCCAUGGAGUACUUACUGCUGCAAAAAUUGCUGGAACAGUUAAUGCUGGGUAUGAUAGAAGAGUGUCAGUACACACAGUGCAUCACAGUUUGUUGUGUAGCUUCAGAUCGUUUAAAAUACCGAUGCUGGAACCUGCCAGCACUAAAAGCACCUACAUUUGGCACAGGAGCAUCCGAACUAGACUUUGGAGUAAUGGAAGGUGGCCUCAGGGGUAGUGUGAUGCCAUCUGGGCAAUCUUGUUGCUGGGAAAACUUGGGUUCUAGCAUUCAAUGUGUACACUGAUCUGACAUAACAUUAUGACCACCUGCCUAAUAUUGUGUUGGUCCCUCUUUUGCUGCCAAAACAGUUCUGACCUGUCGAGCAUUAACAGCAUUAACUUCUUCAGCUAUUUAAACUACAGGAGCUUGUCUGUUAGAUUCCACACGGUCCAUCCUUUGCUCCUCACAUGCAUCAAUGUGCCUCGGCCGCCUAUGACCCUGUCGCCAGUUCACUACUGUUCCUUCCUUAGAGCACUUUUGAUAGACCACUGCAGACCAGGAACAUCCCACAAGAGCUGCAGUUUCGGAGACGCUCUGACCCAGUCGUCUAGACAUCACAAUUUGUUAAACUCGCUCAAAUUCUUACGCUUAGCCAUUUUUCCUGCUGCUAAAACAUCAACUUUGAGGACAAAAUAUCCACUUGCUGACUAUGUCCUACACAUAAACAGGUGCCAUGAAGAGAUAAUAAGUGUUAUUCACUUCACCAGUCAUAAUGUUAUAAUGUCAGUGUUAUUCCUGAUCGAUGUGUAUGUGAAUACGCUAAAUUAAACCCUCAUGCUUAUUUAGUCUCGCAGCUUUUAAACUUAUUAUAAGAUGUUACCAUGAAGAUAAACGUUGAUAUGUUGAAUGUUGAUCAGCUGUUGGGAGAUUCAGGUGUAUUGCAAUAUUAACACUAUUUAAAAAGGUGCUUUGGACACGAAUGAUUUCUAGCGAAUGCUAGAAAAUGUAUCACUUUUAUUGAUGAAUACUUUGCGGUUUCUAUGUGAAGGUGCAAAAAAUAAGAAAUAAAUAUUUUUUUCUCUGUUUCUUUA
Molecule: messenger RNA, 6061 nt
Organism: Silurus meridionalis
Lineage: Eukaryota; Metazoa; Chordata; Actinopteri; Siluriformes; Siluridae
Gene: abi3bpa
Product: target of Nesh-SH3
Biological process (GO): positive regulation of cell-substrate adhesion; extracellular matrix organization
Molecular function (GO): protein binding
Source: RefSeq, a predicted model, not a curated record